ACCCUGCUCCACCCCAUCUCCUGGAGCAUUUAAACGGUAGACUUCGUUCCUACUACAAACUCCAGCACAAGCCUGCAGUUCUUUAACAUCUGCCAGGUACUUUCCAAGCACGUCUGGCAACCUGACCGCUGUAUAUACAUGCAAUCUCAAUGCAUGCCCUCACAAUCUGCAUUUGCAUUAAUGCGUUUGCUUCCAGCUCCUGUGAACUUCUAUCUUCUUCGCUUGUUCCUUUUUUCCUCGCCCUCCCCCCCCCCCCCCCCCGCAACCACUUUUGGCAUUAGGAUCUGAUUCUGAUCCCUUCGGAAGAACCGGAGUUUUCUCUCAGCUCCACGUCGAACUCAAAAGCGAGAGAAAAAGCUGAACCUCCCUCCUUCCCCCCCCUCCUAUUCCUGAAUAAUCCGUUUCAAGCGAGAAGAGAGGGUUGUAGCCUACAAGCUGGAAAAAAGAUACGGAACACCCUUAAGCAGCAUCAACGCCGCCGCCGCCGCCAGAAGCUUUCGAGGGCAAAGAGGCGGAAGAAUCAAUCUCCUUUCUUCCCAUUUCUUCUUCGCUCUUGCCGUUUGUAAAGGCUGGUCCAGCUCUUUCUAAAAAACGUGCAUCUGCGUUCGCGGAGGGAUACUUUGCAUCCUUUCAUGUGUGUAGCGGGUCUGUUUUUGCUACUGCUACUGGCACCGUUGCCCGCCCGCCUGCCUGAUAUAGCCAAGCGGCGAGAGGCGCUUGCCGUCAGUCGGUGAGCGGCGCUGCUCGGCUUUCCGGGCUGGGGUUGAUGUGAGUGUAUAUGGCUCUGCGCGGGCGCGCGCGCGCGCUUGAUUGAAGGGUAGACUUGUACGCGAAGAGGAGACGCAGGAGCAGGCAAAGCGGCGGCAAAGUAAGCCGCAAAGAGCUGGCUUUUCCUAGGCUCAGCACCCUCGCUUAACUUGGGAACUGUCCACCAGUGUGAGCUCCUGAAAAAAUGAACCUGCCGGUGCUCUACCUGUUCGGAUUGUUUCUCAGUAGCGGGCAAGCACUUCAAGUGUCAAUUUCUCUCAGCAAGGUAGAAGUCAGUGUGGGUGUAUCAAAAUUCUUCACCUGUACAGUAAUUGGUGAACCUGAGAGUAUAGAUUGGUAUAAUCCACAAGGAGAAAAGAUCAUUUCUAAUCAGAGAGUGGUGGUGCAGAAAGAAGGUGUAAGAUCACGAUUAACCAUUUACAAUGCCAAUGUGGAAGAUGCGGGAAUAUACAGGUGUCAAGCAACUGAUUCUUCAGGAUUUAGUCAAGAAGCUACGGUUGUUUUGGAAAUUUACCAAAAGCUCACAUUCCAGGAUGUCCCAUCACCUCAAGAAUUUGUACAGGGAGAAGAUGUACAAGUCAAUUGCCAUGUUAUCAGUUCACCUGCACCUAUUGUCAGCUGGUUAUAUCAAAAUGAGGAAGUCUCAAAUAUUGCUGACAAUAGAUUUGCCAUGUUGCCAAACAACAAUCUUCAAAUUCUUAAAAUUAAUAAAAGUGAUGAAGGAAUAUACAGAUGUGAAGGAAGAGUUGAAGCUAGAGGAGAAAUUGACUUUCGGGAUAUCAUUGUAAUUGUAAAUGUUCCUCCAACCAUUACUUUGCUUCAGAAGUCCUUUAAUGCUACAGCAGAUCGUGGAGAGGCAGUUACUUUGUUCUGUAAAGCUAGUGGUUCUCCUGAACCCGAAAUCAACUGGUACAGAAAGGGCAAACGUAUUGAGGAAAGUGAUAAAUAUACAUUAAGAGGCAGGAAUAUGGAACUAACCGUAAAAGACAUAAAAAACAUUGAUUCUGGUCCAUAUAUUUGUGAAGCAAGAAAUAAAGCAGGAAGAGUGACAAAUCAGACUUUCAUGCAAGUUUUUGUACAGCCUCAAAUAAUACAACUUAAAAAUGAAACCACCUUUGAAAAUGGUCAAGCCACUCUGAUAUGUGAAGCAGAAGGAGAACCAGUUCCAGAAAUUACUUGGAAAAGAGCUGUUGAUGGAAUAACUUUUUCUGAGGGUGACAAGAGUCCAGAUGGUCGAAUAGAAGUCAAAGGACAAUAUGGAAGAUCAUCACUACACAUUAAAGAUGUGACAUUGACAGAUUCCGGGAGAUAUGACUGUGAAGCUGCAAGUAGAAUUGGAGGGCAUCAAAAGAGCAUGUAUCUUGAUAUUGAAUAUGCUCCAAUCUUUGUGUCAAAUCAAACAAUUUAUUAUUCUUGGGAAGGAAAUCCCAUCAACAUAAGUUGCGAUGUUCUGUCUAAUCCAGCAGCAUCUAUCCAGUGGAGAAAAGGAAAAUUGGUUUUACCUAUAGAAAAUACAACUCCUUUAAAGACUCAUAGUAGUGAAAACAAAUUGAUAUUAGAGAUUGCUCCCACAUCAGACAUUGACUUUGGACAUUACAACUGUACAGCCACAAAUAGAAUAGGGAAAAGAUAUCAGGAAUAUAUCCUAGCCUUGGCUGAUGUACCAUCCAGUCCACAUGGAGUGAAAAUUGUAGAUGUAUCACAGACUUUUGCUAAAGUAUCUUUUAAUAAACCAGAUUCUCAUGGAGGGGUCCCGAUUCAUCAUUACCAAGUGGAUGUAAAAGAAGUCACUUCAGAAACAUGGAAAGUUGUUCUUUCACAUGCAGUUCAGACUAUGGUUAUUCUCAGCAAUCUGGAACCAAAUACAACAUAUGAAAUAAAAGUUGCUGCUGUAAAUGGAAAAGGGCAAGGAGAAUAUAGUAAAAUUGAGAUAUUUCAGACUUUACCAGUUCGUGAACCAAGUCCUCCCUCAAUUCAUGGACAACCAGGUAGUGGGAAAAGCUUUAAACUUAGCAUAACAAAACAAGAUGAUGGAGGAGCACCUAUUUUAGAAUAUAUUGUAAAAUAUAGAAGUAAAGAUAAGGAAGAGCAAUGGCAAGAAAAAAAGGUUCACGGUAAUAAAGACUUCAUUAUUCUUGAGCAUUUGCAGUGGACAAUGGGCUAUGAAGUGCAAAUUACUGCUAUAAACAGGCUGGGAUAUUCUGAACCAACUUUAUAUGAGUUCAUCAUGCCACCAAAGCCCAAUAUUAUUACAGCAGAUACUUGCUGCGAAGCCCAUAAAGGUGGAAUUGGAAGUCAAUCACUGCAGCUGAAUGCUGCUGGUUUUGUUUUCUUGAUAGUUAUAAGUAUAUUGUGUAUUUUUUAAUACUGUUGGUGAACCAAGCCCAUGCAUUUGUUCUGUGAUUUUUAAAAAAUCUAAAAUAGUAUGCAUCAAAUUAGAUUUUUGGCACUCUUUUAAUAUAUUUGUCAUGUUAUGUUAGCACUACAGCAACUGGAGAUACUGCAUGAAUAUUUCUCACAAGUGGUUUUUUUUAGUGAAGAAACCAUAAAUUUGUUUUUGGUAGAUAUAAUUUGAUGUAAAGGCUUCAUUGCCUAGAAACAUAUUAUAACUCAAAGAUGACACCUACCAAGCUAAAAUGUCUCCUUGGUUCAUCAGUGUAAACAGUUUCAAAUACACAUAUGAUUGGUUGCUUGUAGUGUGGUUUAAAGUAAAAGAUUUUCUUUUCAUCUAACUUUGGUUUUUGCUGAUCAAUAUAUAGUUAUUAAUAGGAUUAUGAAAUCACCUGUAUGUUAUGUUUAGCAUAUAAUCGGAGCCUUAUUAUUAAACAUUUGGUUUCAUCUAAACUACUAUGCAUAUUGCUGUGCCUUUAUGAAAAUGUGUUUAUAUGUGAUAUCUUCCUUAUUAUAUCAUUCCUUUUAAUUUUUUUUAGUGAAGUUCAGCCUUCACUUACAUAGUAUACAUGCUUAAUAAAUAAGUGUCUUCAGAAAAGUUUCUUUUUCCACUGAAUAAUCAAAUUGAUUUUUUGCCUGCAUCUCUAUAAUAUAUGUAAGAUUAUCUCUGCCAUUAAAUAAAUAAUUCAAAAAAGAUUGUACUGUGCUUAUAUAUAAACAAUACCAAAUAAAGACACUACAAAAUAUCACUCAAAUCAGAGGGAAGCCCAGAAAAUAUAGGAUCCAUGUGCUUAUGGAUUUUUAGACCACAUGAUUUUUACAUAAUAUUUAUAUAAUAUAAUUUAUAUAAUAUACAAUUUAAACUUUUGUAUUUUUUGCACAAACAACUACUUUGUUAUUCUAAAGUCUUGGUAACUUCCCCUAAUAAAUUUUCUUGUAUUCUUAUCACAAUAUUUCAGACAAUUAAAUCCUCUAAUUAUUAUAAUAUUAAUAUUAUCUUAAUAUAAAAUACAACGAUAAACUAAAGCAGUUUGCUCCAUGCAUACUCAUGCAAACACAACCAAAAAACUCUUUCUCAUAUUACAGCUAUCCUCUAAAUGUCAUCAUGACUUUUACUUCAAAUGUCAUUAAAUUUUAAGGCAUCUUUGAAUGUUGCUGAUAAAAUGACUUGCAGAUACAUUGCAAAUCAAAAUACAAGAUGUUAGAUUUCUGAUCUUGUAAGGAUAUUACUUCAAACCUCAUAAACAUAUUUACUCUAGUUCUAUACCAAGGUAUAGAAUGUAGCCUAAAAAAGUUUUUUCUAAUAAAUUCAUGCAAAUGGUAAUGUUGAUAAUACAAGGCAAUUCCCAUAUCAAAACCUGAUAAUACAUGUGGUUGGUUUAAAAUACAAGUUAUGUAAUAGGGAUAAUUAGAAUAUUUCAUGCUUCUACCAGAGAAAAAUAGUUCUAUGUUACUUUAAUUCUAAACAAUAAUAAUAAAAAAAUUGCAACAACUUGCCUAGUUGCACCAGCUGUGUCAUUAGCAUUCUCCAUGAAAUGGUUUUGGGGUUGUUGGGGUUUUUUUUGGCUCUUUUAUAGAGAUUGGAAUAAUGAUGUUCAAAUUCAUAUUGGCCAGAGAAUCUUACUAAAAAUACAUAAUUCUGUGAGUUUACUUUUUAAAAGUAAAGUUUUUUUACCCAUUGCAUUUUGCUGGGAUAAAAACCAGCAUAGCAUGAGCUGCAAUGACUCACACUGUUUCAUUCCUUUAUUAGGCUGGCAAGUAAGUAAGUAAGUAAAUAAGUAAGUAAGUAAGUAAGUAAGUAAGUAAGUAAGUAAGUAAGUAAACAAAUAGUCAUUGGACACCAUGGCAUUUUAGUAAAAAAAAAUAUUACAGCUUUGCUACUUUCUUUAAAAGAAAUAAAAGUUAAAGUUUAGGCUUUCACUUAAAUUUUUGAAAUUAUUCUUACAGUGACUGAAGAAAAGGAAAGUUUCAGACAAGCACUGUCAUUGUUAAAGCUACCAGUUAACAUAAUAAGUAUAUAUAUAUAAGAGUUAUUUUAAGUCUCUUAACAUUUUUCAGAACUAGUUUAUGAAUUUAAAAUCUAAAAUAUGAUAAUCUGUAAGAUUAGUUCUAGCUGCAGUUCUCUUCAAACUUACACACAUUGUGUUUACAGUUGAUUUACAACUACAAUAGGAAGCAAAAAACUCAUUGUUAAGCAGCACAGUCAUUAAAGGAAUCAUCACAUUAUCAAUUUUACAAGCUUUAUGCUGUGCUUUUUUUAAAAAAGCCAUUGUAGUUAAUUAAGACAUUGCAUGAUUGUGACGUGCAAACAUCUUAGCUGGCUUCCCCAUUGACUUUGCCUGUGAGAAGCCAGCUGGGAUUGCAAAUGAUGAUCAUGUGACUAUAAAUUGUUGUAACCAUUGUAAAUGUGCAAUGAUUGCCAAGGGUUCAAAUCAUCAUGUGACCAUGGGGGACACUGACUAUUAUAAAUAUGAGAAUCAGUCAUAAGUCACUUUGUUCAGGACUGUCAUGACUUCAAAUGGUUGCUAAAUGUUGGUUGUUAAGCAAAAAACUUCCUGUAUUUGGAAAAAAAAAUUGCACUGAAUCCCAUAGAGCUGACUUCUGAAAAUGAAUUAGAAUGUUUUUAAAUAUGCACAAAUUGUUCUGCUUCAGUGGAAACAUACUGCUAAUUUUGGUGACUGAAGGAAUCUAUAGUUACAUUUUUUUUUAAAAAAGUGAAACAAGGAAAAUAAAGCUGAUUAAUAUAAAAGUUUCUGAAACUUUCCCAUGGACACAGACUUGCACUGUAUUUAUCUUAAAGAAAGAUUAAAUUGAGAGAUUUGAAAUUAAAUAUUUACCUUUGGUAUUAGGGAGAACAUUAACCUAUUUCAGAUUACAUCUGAUAGAUAUCGCAUACAAUUUAUGUAUAGGAUUUCACUUUUUAGUUUGGGAAAAUAUAGCUAAUUCAUAAUAGAAAGAAGUUGUAGUGUUCAAACAGCAUUAUAAUUCUAUUUUAUCAUGUGCAUGUUUCUUUAAUGAAAUGUAGAUAAUAAAGCAGCAGCCAUAAUAUUAGAUUUCUAAGAACUGCAGUCUAGGAUCGACAUAUUGAAUAUCUUCAGACAAGAAGCAGAAUCUAUAAGACAACAGGAAAUUCUAUUCCCAAAUAUGUCUCACUUCCACUGAUACUUCUUUGCCCCAGUUAAUGGUAAUUCAUGAUUAUUGAUCAUUAGUAAUCAUUUCCUCUUCUAAUUUUCAGAGAGGGUGGCUAGGCAGAAACAUCCAGUGGGAAAAAAAAAUUGCAACACAGAGAACCUGAAUUAGGUUGCUCAUCUUAUAUCUUCACUAUGGCAAAUUUAUUGGUAGCAGGCUUCAGGUAUUCAGGCUUCCUUGCCUAUUCCAUAACCAUCAAAUGGCUUUCUCAUCACUCUAAUCAUGACCCUUGUAACUAAACUUUUUAAAAGUGACAUGGAACAGUAUAAAACAAACAAGAUCCAGUAUUUAUCCUCCUUGACAGGUUGCCCAAUUGGAGUUUGUAACCAUGGUUUGCAUGACAGGAAUGGACAACUUCAGUUUAGUAUAAGCACUGUUGUCCUAUUUUCCUUUUUCUAGACCAAUACUACAUUUUUAUUGGCACCUGAACUAAUGUUAUAACCGUUGUGCUAGUAAAAAAGAAUCUGCAGCAAUUGUUUUUUCAGGAAAAAAACAGGAAAUAAAGGAAAGCAUUUUUUUUAUUUUAAAGAUGAUUGUUGUAUCUGUACCUUAUGUAUUUUGAUGUUUUCUCUCUUCAUCUCUCUGUCUUUUUCUGUCUCUGUCUCUGUCUCUGUCUCUCUCUCUCUCUCUCUCUCUCUCUCUCUGUCUGUCUCUUUUGGAAUGUGUAUAAGUGUACACAUACACAGAAACACACAUAUUCAAUGUCAACUAUUUAAGGAUAGCACUGUCUCAAAGUCAUUGUCCAAGGGUCUAUCUUGCAGCUGCUGCUAAAAUAUCUCACUGCAAAUAAUUUUCUUCUAAAGACACCGAGGGACCAGAAACAUUACCAUUUUUUUUUUUACAAUAUAAAAAUAUAUUGAGAACAAACAAGGAUAGUAUAUCACAUGCAUUCUAACACCUAUAUUACCUACAAUCCUGGCAUAUAUGAUAAUAAACAAGACAAAGCUUGAUAAUAACAAAGGACUGGCCCAGCUUUUGGAAUGAAGAACAGAAAGAAAGUCUGCAAAUAUGAGCUGUAAGCUAAUUGAGAAGUUAGCUGGAAGUUGAAAGAUGUAGAUGUGGAAAAGAAAGAGAAAGAUAAAAGAUAAAAGAAAAGAAAGGCUUGUGACAUUCGAGUAUAAAGGUGGCACAUAUUUCUCUUGCCAUUUCCCCAAACAGUUUCCCACCAGUAAAAAAAGUAAUGGAUGAAUUUUAAUUUAUUUAAUAAAAAAUUUAAAUUAGUUGGUGACUUAUUCAUUGGGAUUGAACUCUUAUUGCAUAACAUUAAUGAAAACAGUGUAUAAUGUAGUUUGCAUUGGAAGCUUUAUGUGUGUUAUAUAAUUCAAUUAAUUCCAGUAAUUAAUUGCCUUUAUUAUUAACCCUUUAAAAAUCCUGAUAUACAGAUGAAGCAAUCUUAUUAAAUGUAGCAUUCAGUCUCUAAAUGUCAUGUUUGUCUUAAUCCAAAGUAAGACUGCAGAGCAUUCUAAUCUUUUGAAAAAAAAUACCAGCCUGAAUCUAAUGAUUGCUUAGAUCAACCCCUGGGCUACAUUAAGGGGCCGUGAGCCAUGCGGAACUGGGCCACGGAAGCAGUAGGCAAGUGUGCAUAUGAUGCAUCUCCACUUCCAUGAGCAAUGAGUGAGCAGUGGGCAAGAGCUUGUGUAUGCAGUACAUGAGCAGUGGGCAUGCAUGGUCCCCACUUGCGCAAAUGUAGCUGCAUGCGCGCUUGCCCACCACUUUUGUAAAAUCAUCACCUCUUCUCCCCCCCCAGUCCGCAAAGCCAGAAAGUUGGGGAAUUCUGAUUUACGUUACAUUUUAAUCUUGAAUUUAUUAAAUUAACUUUAAUUAGAAUGACAGUUUCCUGAAGCUUAUUUUAGUCUGAAGCUGGCUUCUUUUAGCAUGAGACCACCAGCAUUCUCUUUCUUCUCAUCUGUAACAAACAAAAAAGUGAAAAAGAAACUUAUAUUCAAACUUAAAUCCAAGUUUCACUUGUAUGUACUAUCACUGAAACAGAACCCUGUAUGAGAAUAAGAAUGAGGAAAUGAAUGAAGUCAUAUCUAAAACAUUAUUUAAGAACAAAACUCUCCAAAUAUAGAAUAUGUAUAUUUAAAGUAUAUUUAUGAAGUGUACAUUUUUCAUUUAAUUUUUGUCCAUGUCAUUCUAUGUUAUUAACAAUCACAAAUGUUUACUGUCAUGUAUCUUAUUUUUCUUAAAGAUGUGCAAAUUGUAUAUGUAAUAGCCUCUUCCUAAAUGUAAUGUCUAAAUAUAUGUAACUUUAUGCAUAUUCUUCAUUGCAUACUUGCUUGGUGUCAGUUUUCUUUUAUGUAACCUUUUUAAUUUGGAAUCAAUAAAUGUGAUAUAACAUCG
Pantherophis guttatus is the source of this 8691-nucleotide messenger RNA. It is a transcript of the gene NCAM2, whose product is annotated as neural cell adhesion molecule 2. The record is from RefSeq and is a predicted model, not a curated record. Gene Ontology annotation, biological process: cell adhesion. Gene Ontology annotation, molecular function: protein binding. Lineage: Eukaryota; Metazoa; Chordata; Lepidosauria; Squamata; Colubridae. Gene Ontology annotation, cellular component: neuron projection; membrane.